AUGGAUGAUAUCAAACCGGUGAAAUACGAAUCCGAUCGAUCGAAGAGCCUGGAAGAUCAGAUUCUGCAACAUCUGCAGGUGCUGGGUAACAUCUCGGCCAACUCCAUCACGAUCGUCAUCAACGUUUUGCCGGAUGUUUAUUGUAAUCAACCUCAGUCGCCGACGGACUUUCCAAGAAGUUGUGCGGACAUAUCCGAUAAACCAAGUGGCGUUUACCAGAUCCGUCCGGAUGAUUCCUCGGAACCGAUUGAAGUAUUCUGCGAUCAGGAUCAUGACGGAGGUGGUUGGACGGUUUUCCAGAAUCGAUUCGACGGAUCGGUGGACUUUUUCCGCAGCUGGGCCGAUUACGAGCAAGGAUUCGGCGAUCUACGAGGGGAAUUUUGGCUGGGACUGAAACAUGUUUACCAAAUUGUUAAAACGAGACGCCACGAGCUGCAUGUGGUUUUCGAGGACUUCAACCAGUUUGGAGAUGUUCACAAGUAUGACGAUUUCCAGUUGGCUGGACCGGAAGAUAAAUACCGGCUGUUGCGGAUUGGCUCCUUUGAAGGGGUUUUAAGCGACGCGUUGGCGUAUCAUGUUGGAUCGAAAUUUUCAACGUUCGAUGCUGAUAAUGAUGGCUACGGUAAAAGCUGUUCCGAAACAUUCAGUGGAGCCUGGUGGUAUGAUAAUUGCUAUCAGAGCAACUUGAACGGAUUAUAUCUGGGAAAUAUAGCAGAUAGAAAUACCAGAGGGAUGGUCAGCAUCAGUAUCGGUCCUUAUAAGUCACUAAAGAUAUCGCGCAUGAUGAUUAGGCCGAAGGAGUAAAAAUUUCUACUGUGGAAAACAUAUGUAAGGUACACCGGGGCAAGUGCAAAUGGAUUUCAACAUAGUUCAACUUUCAUAUGUCUUAGACGAAUAAAGGGUGAUAUCUUCUGA
Messenger RNA from Uranotaenia lowii, 915 nucleotides. Its product is annotated as microfibril-associated glycoprotein 4-like. Lineage: Eukaryota; Metazoa; Arthropoda; Insecta; Diptera; Culicidae. The coding region runs from base 1 to 804 and encodes 267 amino acids. The record is from RefSeq and is a predicted model, not a curated record. The transcript has 2 exons.